Octodon degus (degu) is the source of this 1771-nucleotide messenger RNA. It is a transcript of the gene Syt16, whose product is annotated as synaptotagmin 16. The coding region runs from base 1 to 1266 and encodes 421 amino acids. NCBI's taxonomy places the organism in Eukaryota, Metazoa, Chordata, Mammalia, Rodentia, Octodontidae. The record is from RefSeq and is a predicted model, not a curated record. The transcript has 5 exons.
AUGACUUUGGAAAAGCAGUGCACAGGAGAGUUUGCUAGGUGGAAUGUCACCAGGUCAGGCAGGACGAAUUUGGAUGGAACCAGCCAACUGAGCUAUUCUGAGAUUCUGUCUUGUGAAGAUCAUCCCAUCUCGACCCUUUCCCAAUCCUCAUGUGAAAGAGGAGAUGCCAGGUACCAUGUCGCAUCUCAUCAAGAGGCCAGUGCAGUCCAAAGCCCCAGUCAUCAGUCCCCAGACGGGGGCUUGGAGGAGGAGGCAACUUUCAAGACUCGUGGAUUUGAAGAUUCCUAUGUCACUGAUAGCUCCUCUGUGUGGAGUCCAGAGGAACCAGAUGGGACCAAUUUGCAGGUGCCCUCCAGGAUCUUGGAGCCAAUCUCAAAGUGUGGAGACCUAGAGGUGGUCUUUGAAUAUAGAGCUACGACCCAGAAGCUCACAGUGACCGUCGUGAGGGCGCAGGGCCUCCCUGAUAAGGAUCGAAGUGGUGUCAACAGUUGGCAAGUUCAUGUAGUGCUGCUGCCUAGUAAGAAACAGAGGGGCAAGACAAGCAUACAAAGAGGGCCCAACCCUGUCUUCAAGGAUAAGGUUACUUUUUCCAAGCUGGAGCACAGAGAUGUAGCUGCCUGCGCUGUUCGCUUUCGCCUGUACGCUGCCCGUAAGAUGACCCGGGAGCGAAUGCUGGGAGAGAAGCUCUUCUACCUCAGCCACCUGCACCCAGAAGGGGAAAUGAAAGUGACUCUGGUCCUGGAGCCAAGGAGUAACCUAAGUAGUGGAGAGUCUCCGCUCAGCCCAUCUGCGGUUUCUCACAGUGACAGUGCUUCAUCUACGCAGUCAUUGUCACAUGGAGGGGCGCCAGAGAUCUUGGUGGGGCUGUCCUACAAUGCCACAACGGGCCGAUUAUCUGUGGAAAUGAUCAAAGGGAGCCAUUUCCGAAACCUCGCAGUUAACCGAGUGCCCGAUACAUAUGGAAAACUCUUCCUCCUCAAUUCUGUGGGUCAAGAGAUGUCCCGUUGCAAGACAUCCCUGCGACGUGGUCAGCCCAAUCCUGUGUAUAAGGAGACCUUUGUUUUCCAGGUGGCCCUUUUCCAGCUCUCUGAUGUCACACUGAUGAUUUCUAUUUAUAACAGGCGUACUAUGAAGCGUAAGGAAAUGAUUGGCUGGAUUGCUUUGGGUCAGAACAGCAGUGGAGAGGAGGAGCAAGAUCACUGGGAAGAGAUGAAGGAAAUCAAGGGCCAGCAGGUGUGCAGAUGGCACACGCUGCUGGAAUCCUAGAUGGGUCCAUUUGCGUUUAUGUGCUCUGGAUUCGCUGGUCACCAGUAUUCCUGGUUGUGGACAUGAAGUCAGUGUACCCAAGCUAGCUUCUCAGGCUUUCAAAUAGCGAUUUCACUAACCCUAAAACCUUCUGAGUGGGAGCUGGGGUUUCUACACUUGGAUUUAGAUUUAAAUAGUAUAGUACAAAGCUACAAUACCCAGCUAAGUGUACAGCAUGGAAAAUGUUGCCAUAGUUGAGCCCAUUGGUGAUGAGUUAAUUUGUGCUAAUAGAUUAUUGAGUCUGGGUUUGCACUAUGGGAUGAAGCUUCUGCUGUCCUGUUUCUCGAACAAUAACUUGAGAUUUCAAGGGAGCUGUUAAAUGUUACCAUUUGCAAUCACUUAGGUAUAUGCCGGAAUUUUUUCAGUGCAAAAAUUUCCAAAGUACAAAGAUGAAUCAGAUGCUAAGGCUCAUAGAAAAAUGCAACUGUAAUCUAAUUUCACCUUUUUCUCUCUGUCAAAAGCCUAU